GAGAUCGCCGAGGCGGUCUACAGGACGAGGGUGGUGCUCACCGAGCCUGAGUGCAACACCCUCGAGACUACGAACGAGGACUCCUUGCCGGACAGCUUCGGCACAAAGGAAAUCCUCCUCCGCUUCAGCGUGGACAGCUCCACGCUCGACGACACCUUCGGGGCCAGUCAC
Prorocentrum cordatum is the source of this 171-nucleotide messenger RNA. The record is from the annotation of a GenBank genome assembly. NCBI's taxonomy places the organism in Eukaryota, Dinophyceae, Prorocentrales, Prorocentraceae.